AUCACGUCGACUAUGACGUUAGUAGAUAGCGGCGCCGUUUCAGAGUGGAAUGGGAGCUAACGAUUUUUCCCAUAUUUUGAUAGUUUAAUCCGUGAAUGGCGCCGAAACAGGACCCGAAACCCAAAUUUCAAGAAGGUAACCCUUUGAAUUGUUAAAUUUCUGUUAGAAAUGUGUCGUCGAUCGCGGCGGGAAGCGCAAAAUGUGAAGCAGCCGUAUAACCGAAACAACACCGCUACCCGAGAGCGGCUAACCACGUUAGCCUUCAUUGUUAUUCUGCAGCACAGCUCUGCAUCAUGUUUAUCCUCAGAGAAUCAGCGAUUUUCCGAACAAUACUCGGUAUACUAGCAGUAGCAUAUCAGUGAGGUCUGUAGUGAAAUUCUAGUGGCGUUUUAGCCGCUCAGUGCUUUCAUUCAUGCACCUCUAGCCUGUCUCUGCUCUCUCAUGUGAAUGUUAGGCUGGUCUGGUCUGUGUCAGUCUGGUCUAGUUUAUGUUAGUCUGGACUGUGUCAGUCUGGUCAAUGUUAGUCUAGUCUAGUUUGUACCAUCUGAACUUUUCUCAUGCUGAUCUUUAUUGACCAGGUGAAAGAGUGCUGUGUUUUCAUGGGCCAUUGCUCUACGAAGCUAAGGUAGGCCACCUUAGUGAGGCUGCUGCUCUGAUCAUGCCAUGUGUCUACUACCUCUGAUGUGCAAAAUAAUGAAAUGUUCCUCUUUUUUUCCAGUGUGUUAAAAUAAGCAUAAAGGACAAGCAAAUCAAAUACUUCAUUCAUUACAGCGGGUGGAACAAAAAGUAAGUUUAAAGUUGAUUCAAGAUUUGUUAUCUAAAGAUGAAUUAAAAGGAUAAUUCGGAACUUUGUGUUUUCUUCUUCCAGCUGGGACGAAUGGGUUCCUGAAAGCCGAGUGCUUAAGUAUGUGGACAGUAAUCUGCAGAAACAGAAAGAGCUUCAGAGGGCCAAUCAGUAAGUCCCUAUAUCGCUUUGAAUUUUAUUUAUAACGCGCUUUUACAGGUGCUCAAAGACGCCUUACAAAGAAAAAUAAAAAACUCAAUUUAAAGUACGCUAAAUAUUGGGAAAUCAAACCAACAAUGCAAAAGGUUAAAACAGAGCACAGGUUAAAAGCCUGUGAACUGUGAAGGGGAGAUUAUUUGAUGGUAUGAUUUUACAAACUUUCCACCAAAGAAGGACAAAUUUUGGCGAUUGUCUUGUUUUAGUUGUCUGUGGUGGGAGCUGGGAAACACAGGACUGUAAACACUGAUCAGGUUCAUUAUAAAAAACACACAAUCAAAUAAAAUCCACAGUAAUCUGUGACCUUGAGUGUCCUGCAGGCAGAGGGACUGACUGUCCUUUGCAUGAUGCAGAUUCUUAGACCUACUGUGAAGAGUUUCAAAGUGGUUCAAACUGGCUAGAAUUAAUACUGGUGCAUCUCUAUGACCUAUAAAAGCAACUAAGACCACCAGGGAGAGGACUAUUUCUAUGUAGUUAUUUUAAAACUUUACUGCAACGUGCUGGGUGUCAAAGCAAGGGGUAUUCACAACUCAUUAAAACACAGGAAAUGAUCAGCUAAAAGAUAAAACCACAGGGUAGACAAAAAUCAACACAAAAAAGUCCCUCUGUUUUUUUAACUUGUGCACUCUGUGAAUUCAGAGACCAUUAUGUAGAAGGAAGAAUGAGGGGUGCUGCGCCGAAUAAGAAGUUACCUGCUCCACCGCAGAAAAAUGAUGUGUAAGUAUGAAUCUUUCUUCUUCCUGCUUUCAUGCCUCCUGUCAUUAACACUUAUUUAUAAAAUGUGUAUUUUUUGUUGUAGGAAAACCAAAAAGAACAAACAGAAGAGUAAGUAUGUCUUUAUAUGUUUUAUAAAACUAACACCUUUCAGUUGCAUGCACUUAAACUUACCAAAAUAAAAGUCAGCAGUUCUUUUUGCACAGCUGUGUUGUCUGUUAUCAUCCAUAAACUGUCAGACUAACUUCCUGUUGUGAAUUGAAUCCAAGUUAACUGUGUGUCUUUCUGGUGCAGCUCCUGGUGCAGGAGAGGGGACAAGUUCAGGAGGAGAACCAACCCACCCUCCACGGAAGAAGAGGGCACGUGUUGACCCAACAGUUGAAAGUGUAAAUAUUGUACUUUUGUAUGUGGCUUUUAAUUAGUGGUUGACCAAUAUCAGUUUCUCAACAGCAAAUGCUAGUAAUUAGGGCGGGGUUACUAUGAAGCAGAAAUGUUUUUUAUGUGCUUUCCUGCCAUCAUUCUUCAGCAGCUUACAUUUUAUGACCAAAACUAUCUCCCACAACUAUGUAGCAUCUGAACUCCACCAGUAGAAUUCAGAAUGGCAGAAUGAACACAAGGGGGAGCUCUAACAUCGCAGCCUCUCUAACAAGGCUGGUGCCUGCAGUGUCUGCAAACAGCCUCAAAGAAUCGCACACUUCCUCUGUUUUUCAGGAGGAGACGUUCAUAAAUCGAGUAGAGGUCAAGGUGAAAAUCCCAGAGGAGCUGAAACCAUGGCUUGUGGAUGACUGGGACCUGAUAACGAGGCAAAAACAGGUCAGAAACCAGAGGGCUUUUUAAAACUAUAACCUUUCUCACAGCCUUAAACCAUCAAUACACUCACUAUCUUCAUCCUAAAAUUUAAAAGUUAUUCAUCUGAAUUUUUGUGUGUGCACUUGAUGUCUUCAGCUUUUCCACCUGCCUGCUAAGAAGAACGUUGAUGCAGUCCUUGAAGAUUAUGCAAACUACAAGAAAUCAAGAGGAAACUCUGACAGCAAGUAAAUAAUCCAUCGCUACUUGUUUUCUGAUCUGGAGUUUUUUGUUUACUGAGCUGCCCCUGAAGGCAACACAAGAAAGAAAACGAUAUAAAUUUGGAGUUAUAACUACUUUGUCCUCUUUUGUUCAGGGAGUUUGCCGUGAAUGAGGUGGUCGCUGGUGUAAGAGAGUAUUUCAAUGUCAUGCUGGGGACGCAACUUCUCUACAAAUUUGAGAGGCCGCAGUACGCAGACAUCCUUGCCAACCACCCAGAUACAUCUAUGUCCCAGAUCUAUGGCGCUCCUCACCUACUCAGACUCUUUGGUAAAAAAAAAAAAUGUAUUUGCCAAGUUGAUUGCAUGCUGAGUCCUAUUGUUGGUUUGCUUAAUAAUGCAAAAUUUAAUCCGAUACUAAAGAAGAACCUGAACAAUUAUCUGCACUCUGUGUCAGUGGCUUGCAUGCACUCAUUAGCGAAUGUCCUUUGUCAUACCAACUUUGAAUGCCAACUUUUUUUUUUUAAUUAUGACUUCUUUUUUACUCUUUCCUUCUUUAUUUUAUCUCAAACUUUAAGAACAGCAACAAAAAAAACAACUAGAAACAAAAACACGGAACAAAAUUAUACAUAUGUACACCAAACAACUGUACAUGUCAAAGAUAAAUUUAUUCAAACAGUUUGAGAAGGAACAGAAUGAAGCAAUGAACCCCUUCCUUGCAAAUUAGAGAUUUAAAAAAAAAAUGUAAUUGUAUAAAUUACAAAGAUCUGUAUAAAUAUCUACAUAUUAUACACAAAGAUAUCAAAACUUGUCUUGUUUAAUUAGGGUUGCACAAUAAAGUAGUAUUACACAAAGGUAUAAAGAGAAUGCUUUCUGUUUAAUUAUCUUUUGUAUAGACCAAUAAUAAUCUCUUUUCAACACAGUGACCUCUGUUCUUAGCUGUUCCUCUUGAGAAACUGCCUUUUAAGGAGGAAUAAAACAUUAGUUAGUAUUAAUAAGUUGAACCCAGGUAAGGGAUCCUGUGUUGUGUCAUUCACCUUCUUUUGUUUGAUUCUAUAAGUGAGGAUCGGAGCGAUGCUGGCGUACACUCCGCUGGAUGAGAAGAGCCUUGCACUGCUGCUCAGUUAUCUACAAGACUUCCUAAAGUGAGUACUGUGAGACGUGUUCAAACCCUUCAUUUAAACCUUGAUUCAUCCACAGCAUGAAUAAGAAAAAAUGUCUUUUCAUCACAGGUACCUUGUAAAGAACUCUGCAUCCCUCUUCAAUGCCAGUGACUAUGAGGUCGCACCUCCAGAGUACCACAGAAAGGCAGUAUAAGGUUGUUUUUUUAACUUUAGGAUCUGAAGCCUUUGUCUGCUGAAGUUCAGAAAUGACUUUUCUUACCUGUUGAAAUGAUGCGAUUUCACAAAAAGCCUUCGGAGGACAGAUUGUGCGAGGUCUGUUGAUUUAUUGUGGAACGAGAUGUCACACUAAUCCCCGGACAAAUUCAUUUUCUUUCAUGUGGAAAGCUGCUGAGAAUGCUCUUCCUGUAUUGGUAUGUUUUUGAGUACCACUUUUUAGUUUAUACUUGUUUUUGUCCCUUUGUUUACGAAGGUUUUUUUGAAAAAGGAAUUUCAUCCUGGUUGUUUUUUGUUUCCGUUUUUUGGUUCAGAUGCUGGCUAAAUUUGUCUUGUAAGCUGUCAUCAUUUUCUAAUAAAAAUCACCCAUUCUCAAAACAGUC
Messenger RNA from Xyrichtys novacula (pearly razorfish), 4438 nucleotides. NCBI's taxonomy places the organism in Eukaryota, Metazoa, Chordata, Actinopteri, Labriformes, Labridae. The record is from the annotation of a GenBank genome assembly.